This is a messenger RNA of Hippocampus comes (tiger tail seahorse), 2730 nucleotides long. It is a transcript of the gene sh3bp2, whose product is annotated as SH3-domain binding protein 2. The transcript has 13 exons. Gene Ontology annotation, molecular function: SH3 domain binding. Lineage: Eukaryota; Metazoa; Chordata; Actinopteri; Syngnathiformes; Syngnathidae. Gene Ontology annotation, biological process: signal transduction. The record is from RefSeq and is a predicted model, not a curated record. The coding region runs from base 694 to 2634 and encodes 646 amino acids.
AAAUCCAUUUGAUAAACAGAAGGAGAACCCGGACCUCUGCCACAGUAAGAUGAGAAUGGCGCUGUUCGUACCAGAGAACAAAUCACACAUAUCUUCUGUCUGUCUACUUGCAGUCGCUCCACCCGAAUGACGGAUCGGCUUUUUUCAUCUUUUAUCUGCAUUCCUUUUCAGCCGCUAUGAGAUUGCCAUGCCGAUCAUUCCUGAGGCUUGACUCAGUGUUUCACUUUUAGCGCCAAAAGUUGUCAGCGUUUCACACAACCCUUCUAUAGUGGUAUCACAAAAAAAAAAAAAAAGCAAAACGCAAUGAUGAGUUUCAUCCCUCACAUUUGCUAAUGUCUCACAUGAUGUCCACAUAGGAUGGUUUGAAAUAUUUAUUGAUAAAGUUCUGUACAGUGACAGCGACAGGGAGUAGAUGGCAUCAUUCUUAGGCCACAAAUCAUCAUCCGCCAUUUAGCCUCCGGGGUCUGCUGAUAAACUGGAAGUUACCCGUAAACUCCUUUGAGGAUGAAGGGCUGGACUUGCGGUGUUUAUUUUAACACGAAUGCACUCGCCAGACUCACGCAAACACACUUGCGCACUCACUGACUAAAUACGCAGAUGGUUGGCGUGUUGAAGCCAAGGCACUAUCUCGCUUUAGGUGUGUGAGGGAGGGCACGCAUGAGAAAAGUUUUCCAGUAGAGGAGAAAUUGAACUAUGUCAACCUCAAGAGAGGAAGAGGAAAAGCAAAAGCAGCCGAGUGGAUUUCAUCUGGGUCAAUUCAAAGGUCCUGCCAUCGAGCUGCUGCCCAGCGUUGGCGUACAGGCGGUCGCCUCUACUGUCCAAAAAGACAGCGAUGCAGUGAAGAGCAUCAAAACAAAAGUCGACUUGAGAACCAUGUCAUCUCUGGAGGUGUGUUGGCCAGUGCCGAUGCGAGCCAUUGGCGCACAGAACCUCCUCACUAUGCCUGGAGGAGUUUCCAUCGCAGGAUACCUCCACAAGAAGGGAUCCAGCCAAUUUAGUCUCAUGAGAUGGCCGCUGAGGUAUAUCAUCAUCCACAAGGGCUGUGUGUACUACUUUAAAAGUAGUACGUCUCCUGCACCACAGGGAGCAUUCUCUCUGAAUGGUUACAACAGAGUGAUGAGAGCAGCAGAGGAGACAACGUCUAGCAAUGUUUUUCCAUUUAAGAUGAUCCACUUCAGUAAAAAACACAGGACGUGGUUUUUCUCUGCAGCGAGUGAAGACGAGAGGCGGAGAUGGAUGCGAUCCUUGCGAUGGGAGAUUGAUCAUUAUAAUGACAGAAAAGAGUCGCAGAUUCCGAGUGACUCCGAUUCAGAUGCAGACAGUUUCUACGGGACCAUCGAGAGGCCUUUGGAUAUUAAACACCCAAUCAAUAAUGAAGACGCUGAAUAUGGUGAGGAUGAUGAUGAGGACGACGCUGAGGAAGACUAUCUGAAGCCAGACGGUGACGGUUUUCCGGCAUGUACAAGUAAGCCAAGUCGACCCACCGGGCCUCCGCCUUCUUACCCACCUCCUCCCGUUCCGAUGAUUCCUCAGCGGCAUCGAGGAUCCUGUGUAGACGUCCACAAGGACCUCCCACCUCCAGUCCCAUCCCACAACAGAUUCCAAACCAGCGCAAACCUCAGAAAGACUCCGACCUCGAUGUCGACUCCCAUUCCUAAGGACCCAAACAAAGGUCCGCCCCCACCGCCCCCGUUUACCGCCCAGCUGCACAAUCGCCCGUGUCUUAUCCCUCCACCGCUUCCUCCACCCAAUUCACAGCGGCCCCUUAAAAGUAGGGUGCAGUCUGUGGUUGGGCCGGGGCCCGACAGAAAACACCAGAGGCAUUCCUCAGCUGUUUCACUCCAAUCCCCCACCAACUUGCCCAUCUGCGACCAACUCGAAACCAGAAUGCUCAUCAUGAGUGAUUUCGAUCAUUGUGCUCGCGAUGCCGGAAGCCUCCCGGCUCCUGGCAGCAACCACCUCACCAACCACCGCAGCAAGCCAAGCCGACCAGUGACCAAUGCUGCAAAUUUUGAAGGCCCACCCCCGAAACCUCGAAUGACUCAGAUACCCUGCGGCUACCCACCGGUACCCUGCCACCCACCUCGAUCUCCGCUUCUUCAAACUGGAUUGCACAACCAGUGUCCAAAACCUCCCCCAGUCAAGCCUCCACUGCCAUUGACCAAGCCCAGGCAGCCAGGCACGCCCCUCCAAAGAGCAGCCCCAGAAGGUCAAAGUUUCCGUUUAUCAGGAGACAAGACAGCUACGGAGUUGAAGAAGAAACAAGACUUGAGCAAGUGCACUGAAGGCGACGGUUCCGAUGAGGAUUAUGAUGAUAUGUAUCUGCCAAAAUCUGUUUUCAUCGACUCGACGGAAACCAGCUUUGUAGAGAAAUUAUUUAAGGAGAGCUCCAUCGUGCUGCAAGAUGGUCUUUAUGGCAUCAGGAACUCUGGAACCAAAACAUCCAAGGUGCUGGUGGUAUGGGAUAUCAGCAUAGGCAAAGCCAGAAACUACCGGUUGUUUGAAGAGGCCGACCAGGUGUUUCUGGACUGCGACGUGACCUUCCCCACCCUUUCAACCCUGAUCGAACACUACUACAGCCAUCCUCUUCCUCAUCAGGGCUCCCUUUGCCUGCAGAAGCCUUACUCCAAAUAAGCAUCACUUGAAGCGAAAGGGAGAACUUGCAACGUUAAAAUGCCGACGAUGGCAAGGAGACAAACCUGCCCUCAAUUCAGAAUCGAAUCGGCACCA